Molecule: messenger RNA, 2862 nt
Organism: Salvelinus fontinalis (brook trout)
Lineage: Eukaryota; Metazoa; Chordata; Actinopteri; Salmoniformes; Salmonidae
Product: exocyst complex component 1-like
Biological process (GO): Golgi to plasma membrane transport; exocytosis
Cellular component (GO): exocyst; plasma membrane
Molecular function (GO): phosphatidylinositol-4,5-bisphosphate binding
Source: RefSeq, a predicted model, not a curated record
ACUGGUCCAGCCCAUCCCGGAAACAGAAAACAGCAGGGCAGUGGCCGAAGACUGUUUACUAUUUUCCUUUAAUAGCGAUAGGAAAAAUAACACAUUUAAAUGAAAAUAAACAGUGAUUAAAUGCAGAGUCUUGUGCAUGACUCUCUAUUCACAUCCCAUUUGAGUCACCACAAUGACAGCCAUCAAGCACGCCCUCCAGAGGGACAUCUUUACGCCAAACGAUGAGCGUCUCCUCAGCAUUGUCAACGUCUGCAAGGCGGGGAAGAAGAAGAAGAACUGCUUCCUGUGUGCCACAGUCACCACAGAGAGGCCUGUGCAGGUGAGGGUGGUGAAGGUGAAGAAGUCAGACAAAGGGGAUUUCUACAAGCGACAGAUGGCCUGGGAACUGAGCGAUCUGGCUGAAGUGGAUGCAAAAGAUGCCAGCAAGGAGAACCCAGAGUUUGACCUCCAUUUUGAGAAGGUGUAUCGAUGGGUGGCCAGCAGCACAGCUGAGAAGAAUUCCUUCAUCUCCUGCAUCUGGAAGCUGAAUCAGCGUUACCUGCGGAAGAAGGUGGAGUUUGUGAAUGUCAGUUCCCAGCUGCUGGAAGAGCUUCCUAAAGCGGAAGAGUCAGUCCCCAGUGGUGAGAGUCAAAGUGUUGCCGGGGGUGAUGAGGAUGCUCUGGAUGACUACCAGGAGCUGAAUGCCCGUGAGGAGCAAGAUAUCGAGGGCAUGAUGGAGGUGUGCGAGUACGCAAUCUCUAACGCUGAGGCCUUCGCUGAGAAACUCUCCAAAGAGCUACAGGUUCUGGAUGGGGUAGUAGACAGCCAUGGAGCCCAGAUCUCCCAGAGCAACCGCCUCAUCCAGAUCAGCAACACCAACAACGGCAAGCUCCUGGACGAGAUCCAGUUCCUGGUGAACUACAUGGACCUGUCAAAGGGACACAUCAGGGCCCUGCGGGAAGGAGACCUUUCCUCCUCCAAAGGCAUUGAGGCCUGUAUCAAUGCCUCUGAGGCUCUACUGCAGUGCAUGAACGUGGCACUCAGACCAGGUCAUGAGAAACUGAUGGCUGUGAAGCAGCAGCAGCACCUGUUCACUGAGCUCAGAGAUACCUUUGCCCGGCGCCUCACCAACCACCUCAACAAUGUGUUCGUCCACCAGGGCCAUGACCAAAGCUCUGUGCUGUCCCAGCACAUGGCAGAGCUGACCCUGCCUAAACACAGCCCCCUACACAGGGACCUGCUACGUUACGCCAAGCUCAUGGAGUGGCUGAAGAACACCCAGAGAGAGAAGUACGAAGGCCUGUCCAGGACUUAUGUUGAUUACAUGACCAGAUUAUAUGAACGAGAAAUCAAAGAUUUCUUUGAGGUGGCGAAGAUCAAAAUGGCGGGCACAGCCAAGGAGGGGAAGGGAAAUAAGUUUGCCACGCUUCCGCGGAAAGAGAGUGCUCUCAAACAGGAAACGGAAAGCCUGCAUGGCAGCUCCGGGAAGCUUACAGGCUCCACCUCCAGUCUGAAUAAGCUGGCAGUGCAGGGCUCCAGCAGCAGGCGCUCCCAGUCCUCCUCACUGCUGGACAUGGGAAACAUGUCUGCCUCAGACCUGGAUGUGGCCGACAGGAACAAGUUUGACAAGAUCUUUGAGCAGGUUCUUAGUGAGCUGGAGCCCUGUCUAGCAGAACAAGACUUCAUCAGCAAGUUCUUCAAGCUACAGCAGCACCCCACCCUGGCUCAGGGAGAAGUGGAGGAAUCGGAUGGGGGGGUGCCCUCCAGACAGCCACCUCCAGGGGAGUACAGACACUUCAUAUCAUCGACUGAGAAGGACAUGGUGCGGUUGAUGAUGAACAAGGUCUUCCAGAGCAUUGAGACAGAACUUAACAGCCUCAUCGCGCUGGGAGACAAGAUUGACAGCUUCCACUCCCUGUACAUGUUGGUGAAGAUGAGUCAUCAUGUGUGGACGGCAGAGAAUGUGGACCCCGCCUCCUACCUCAGCACCACCCUCGGCAACGUGCUGGUCACCGUCAAAAGGAACUUUGACAAGUGCAUUUCGGGUCAGAUCAGACAGAUGGAGGAGGUUAAGAUCUCUAAGAAGAGCAAGGUGGGCAUCCUGCCCUUUGUCGCUGGGUUUGAGGAGUUUGCUGAGCUGGCUGAAACCAUCUUCCGUAAUGCAGAGCGCAGAGGAGAUCUGGACAAGGCAUAUGUCAAACUCAUCAGAGCUGUCUUCAUGAAUGUGGAGAAAGUGGCCAAUGAGAGUCAGAAGACGCCCUGUGACGUGGUGAUGAUGGAGAACUUCCACCACAUCUUCUCCACACUGUCCCACCUUAAGAUCUCCUGCCUGGAGACAGAGAGGCGAGAGGCCAAACACAAAUACACAGACCACCUGCAGUCCUAUGUCAUCAACUCCCUGGGACAGCCCCUAGAGAAACUCAAUCACUUCUUUGAGGGAGUGGAGGCACGUGUGGCCCAGGGCGUACGUGAGGAUGAGGUGAGCUACCAGCUGGCGUUCAACAAACAGGAGCUGCGCAAAGUAAUCAAGGAGUACCCCGGCAAGGAGGUAAAGAAGGGACUGGACAACCUGUACAAGAAGGUGGACAAGCAUCUAUGUGAGGAGGAGAGCCUGCUACAGGUGGUGUGGCAUUCCAUGCAGGAUGAGUUCAUCUGUCAGUACAAGCACUUUGAAGGCUUGAUUGGCCGUUGCUACCCUGGGUCUGGAAUUACCAUGGAGUUUACCAUUGGAGACAUGUUGGAGUACUUCUCAAGCAUUGCACAAUCACAUUAAUUGUGUGUGUGUGUACUGAACAAAAAUAUAAAUGCAACAAUUUCAAAGACUUUACUGAGUUAGUUCAUAUUAGGAAAUCAUUCAAUUUAAAUAAAUAAAUUAGGCCCUAA